This is a messenger RNA of Ruditapes philippinarum (Manila clam), 2947 nucleotides long. RefSeq lists its product as uncharacterized. The transcript is spliced from 20 exons. Bases 273 to 2309 code for a protein of 678 amino acids. The record is from RefSeq and is a predicted model, not a curated record. NCBI's taxonomy places the organism in Eukaryota, Metazoa, Mollusca, Bivalvia, Venerida, Veneridae.
ACUUAAACCUUGAAAUGAUAAACACAGACAUUGAUUUCAUACUAUAAAACUUUACAGGUAGAAAAUACGAACACGUAUAGUUACAGCUAUUUGUGUUUUAAACUUCCAUGGGAGAUAAAAAGAUAUUGCCAGUAUAUGGUAAUGUUGAAAUCAUCUUGUACAGUAUCAACGCUAUAUCAAAAAUCAAAAUAAUUAUUUGGACUUAGUUGGAAAUGAUUUGUUAAAAGAGGUGAUUUAUUUACGUUUGCAAAGGUCUAUUUGGCAAGAUAGCAAUGCUGAAAGACAUACCGAAUAUCAUUCUGCUCUCCGGAGUUUUCAUCUCUGUUUCAGUUGCAAAUGUUCAAUUAACAACAUCGAGUAUAGUAAAUGGAAGCACAAUAACUAUUUGCAAUUCCACAGUUACAUAUACAUGUCUGAUAAAGUCAUUCACGUUGAUGUUUUUCCUGAUAGAUGAUAUCAGAGUUGCAACAUGUGCUGGACUAUUUUGUACACAAUUUCAAGCAAUGCCUUCGAAUGCCGACUUUAUUUACAACACAACAGCUGGGAUAUUCAAUUUAACAUUUUAUGAUAUCAAGCGAAAAGACACUUGGAAUGUUAUAAAAUGCAGUAAUGGAACAUCUACAAACGACAAAGAGAUAACACAGAAUAUUAAAGAUUAUACAGUUUCGUUUAAAGAAGUAUCCGGUCCGACAGGAUAUGAAAUCAAAAUUGUUACUGGAUGCAUAAGUAACACAACCAAACUUUCAUUUGUCUGGAAUAUGAUCCCAGAAAAGUCUAGCGAUGUUAAGGUGUACACGGGCAAAACUAAAACGAUGUCAUUAGACACUAUUUCAUGCUUACAUAAUCCUGAUUGUGGAAGUAGUGAAUCAGUUAAACGUGGAAACAUAUUGUCAAUUACGAAAACAGAAGGAGGAUCGAAUUACUAUAUACAGUCCAUAGUAGUAUUUCAAGAGGCUAACAUUUCGUAUUCUGUGAAGACUAAUUUCCAAAGAAUGUAUGUUAUUUCUGAUGAGGAACAAACAAACAGUACAACUGCCAUAAUUCUGAUUGCAUGCGGAUGUACAGUGGGUUUAAUUGCAGUAACUGUUGCAAGUAUCAUUCAUUGCAGAAGGAGACAUGGAAAAAACAAAAGAGAUCCUGUUGAAAAUAAUUCUACAAUUGAUAUCAAAGAGGUAAAAGAAGAAGUUAAUAAUGAGGGAAUUUCAUAUGCAGAAAACGAUAGCAAUCAUCAAAGAAACAAGAAAAUUCCAAUAAAGGAGGGAAUUGAUAAACAACUUGUUAUGAAUGAUGUUUCAUUGAGAACGAAACAAGAUACACAAGGCUCACCAGGGAACACUAACAAUAAUAUUGGAAAGGAAUCAGAAGGUAAAAACGAGGAAGUUCCAAAUAUCUUGUUGAGAACAACUCUAAAAAAUGAAAAAGAAAAAGUAGAAGAAGAAGGUAAAGACGAGAGAAUUACAAAUGAAGAUACCGAAAACAAUCGUCAAAGCAACAAAGAAAAUAUAAUAACGGAGGGAAUUAAUAAACAACUUGCUAUGUCAGAUGCUCCUUUUGGAACUAAACCAGAUAUACAAGGCUCGCCAGAUCCUGCUGAAAAGAAAACUAACAAUAAUAUUGGAAAUGUAGAAGAAGGUACAAGCGAGGGACUUCCAAGUGCAGAAACCGACAGCACUAGUCAAAGAAACAAGAAAAUUCCAAUAAAGGAGGGAAUUGAUAAACAACUUGUUAUGAAUGAUGUUUCAUUGAGAACGAAACAAGAUACACAAGGCUCACCAGAUUUUGUUAAAAAGAACACUAACAAUAAUAUUGGAAAGGAAUCAGAAGGUAAAAACGAGGAAGUUCCAAAUGCAGAUACUGAUAGACCUAGUCAAAGCAACAAGGAAAAUCCAAUAAAGAAGGUAAAUGAUAAACAACCAACUAUGUCAGCUGCUUCUUUGGGAAUUAAACCAGAUACACUAGACUCACCAGAUCUUGUUGAGAACAACUCUAAAAAUGAAAAAGAAAAAGUAGAAGAAGAAGGUAAAGACGAGAGAAUUACAAAUGAAGAUACCGAAAACAAUCGUCAAAGCAACAAAGAAAAUAUAAUAACGGAGGGAAUUAAUAAACAACUUGCUAUGUCAGAUGCUCCUUUUGGAACUAAACCAGAUAUACAAGGCUCGCCAGAUCCUGCUGAAAAGAAAACUAACAAUAAUAUUGGAAAUGUAGAAGAAGGUACAAGCGAGGGACUUCCAAGUGCAGAAACCGACAGCACUAGUCAAAGUAUGUUGAAAAGAAUAGUAACACUAAUAUUGAAAAGGUACAAGAAGUAGCAGAACGACUGAACAAGAUAUGAGAUCAGUACUUUAAUUUUUGUCAAUGAAGCUUAUCUUAUACAUUAAGUUAUGCACUGGUACAAUUAUUGUGUAAAGAAUGUAAUUUUGUGAAGGUUAAUUUGUGAAUACUUAAAAGAAGUAUUGUGUAAUAGUUCUUUAUAUGCUACAGGCUAAUAUAAACAAAUUAUGUGGUACAUGUAUUCAUGUAUAUGCUCUAUUUUUAUAUUCUUAAUAUUCAGGUGUUGUACUACGGACAUGCAAUAAUAGCCUAAUUUAUACAUAUACAUAUUUAUACAUAUUAAGUAAGUAUUUUUUUUUAAGAUUUACCUUAUCUUUACCUUCUUUUUCUUCUGAGCAUUUAAGCUUUUAGGCUCCACCAAUACUAUAUAGUCCAAGAACAGAUCAAUAAAUGAUUUUGAUAAACUGUCUUCAGCAAUGGUGUCAGAAACAAUUUUGUCGGUAAUUAGCAGAUGGGAAAUAACAUCUUAAUUUGUUUGGUGAUGGCAAGAAUGGUAAUAGUCGCUUAUUAGCAACAAACGAUAUUUAAAGUGUGUUUUAUUUGGAUAUGCAAUUGAUGGAUAAGUCAUAACGUUUCAUCUAUAGUUCUGUUCUAAUGUUUUAAAAUUGAAUAAAUG